This is a messenger RNA of Megalobrama amblycephala (Wuchang bream), 7205 nucleotides long. It is a transcript of the gene slc12a5b, whose product is annotated as solute carrier family 12 member 5b. The coding region runs from base 1638 to 6227 and encodes 1529 amino acids. Gene Ontology annotation, biological process: cell volume homeostasis; chloride transmembrane transport; ammonium transmembrane transport. The transcript is spliced from 27 exons. Lineage: Eukaryota; Metazoa; Chordata; Actinopteri; Cypriniformes; Xenocyprididae. The record is from RefSeq and is a predicted model, not a curated record. Gene Ontology annotation, cellular component: plasma membrane. Gene Ontology annotation, molecular function: ammonium channel activity; potassium:chloride symporter activity.
CUGUGGCGCAACCAGGGUGAUGACUGACCAAGGCGUAGCCUGAGGGACAAAGGAUCCCGGUGAAGCCUGAAGGAUGACGAACCAUGGUGGAGCCGAGAGAGCGUGGAGACAAUGGGUCGACAGGCCAAGGUGAAGUCCAGGGCUCAGAGGCCUAAGGUGGAGCUAGGGGAUUCUCACAUCAAGGUGGAGCUGGAUACUGGUAAGCCCAAGGCAGAUCCGAGUUGGAUGGGGCCACCAAAUGAGAAGCCGAGUGGCCAAAGGGAGCCAGCAGGGGUAGUACCAAAGAACUGUAUGGAAUCAGCAGAGAAGGAUUGAAUGGGAGGCUGGGCAGGACCAACGACAAUGAAGGAAACUUGAGGCUGGGUGCGACCAAUGGCAAUGAUGGAGACUUGGGGCUGGGCAGGACCAGUAGCAACAAAGGAGACUUAGGCAGCUCCAGCAGUGGAGAUGGGGCUUGAAAGUAGGAUGAGAUCAGGGAAUUCAGGAGCUUAUACAGGGACUCCCUCAGGGAUGAACAUAGAUACUGGCUCACACACCUGGUCAGAUUCAUCUGGCUUUGGGUCUGCAGCGGACUGUGGCUCUGGGUCCUAUCUGGGCAUGGCAUGGUUGGCAUUCUUGGGCAAGGGGUAUGAAGGCUGCUUCUAGAUCCAUGUGUGAUCCUGUAUUUUAUCACGGUGCAGGCAAGGGAAGAGGAGCUAAGGAUCUAAAUUGCAGCAGUUUCAAAGACAAAGGUCAAAUAAGGCAAUCCAGAAGGCAAAAUCAUCAUAACAGCUUCACACAUGUAAAGACAAUACAGGACAUUGAGAAGAACCAAAAUGAGGGCUUAAAUCACCAUCUAAAACAAAUACUAGCAACAAGCUGUGCUGCUUUUUUCAGCAAGGAAGGGCAAAAAUAGGAAUUAGCAACCAGCCAGAACAACAGCAUAGCAACACCUUUACAACCAUUCAGAACACCCUAGCAACCACAUAUCAACACAUUUUAAAACCACUCUGCAACCUUAGCAAUGACCUAGCAACCAGACAUUACACCCAUACACCCCAGACAAACACUAUUCGCAUUUUCCUAAAAAAAAAAAAAAAAAAAACUGCAUUACAGCUCUUUUGGGUAGUGAAUUCUCAAGGAAAACAUCCACCUGAGAAUGAAACUCUUAUUACACUUAUUAACACUUAUUUCUGAUAUGAACACAGUUUGACAUGGUGAUGUCAUAGAAAUUGCAACAGAAAGCAUGGUAAAGGUAAGCAAAGGCGAAUCCUGAUCACUGCAUUGUGAAUAUAAUGAUGAGGCACAUGCAGCCUGUGGAUACACAGUGGAGAGAGAAGCAGAGAGAGACGACAUGCAGUGUGAGUGUUUGAGAGAAAAAAAAAAAGUGCUCUUAAGCAUUCCAUCAUUUACGUCCCCGCAGCCUCUCUGUCCCCCCAACCCCUCCUCCUAGAGAGAGAGAGAGUCAAUACGCAAGGCAGCAAACGGCAAGAGAGGACUCCAGUCUGCUGAAGCACAGCACUGCUCGCUUUCUUGAGAGGAGAGAGGCAGAGAACCACUAGCCUUCUCCUCCUCCAUCCGUGUGUGUGCUUGCGUGAGGCUGGUGGACACAGCAGCAGUGUUAGCAUUAGCAGGGGAUCUGUGCUCGAUCUUCCAAAAUGCUCAACAACCUCACUGAAUGCGAAGAGGGAGAUGGGGGACCCAACAGUCAGGGAGAUGCAACAUCCAAGGAGAGCAGCCCCUUUAUUAACAGCAGCACCAGUGACGUAGAGAAAAGCCAGCAGUAUGAUGGGAAAAACAUGGCUCUGUUUGAGGAGGAGAUGGACACUAGUCCUAUGGUAUCUUCUCUGCUGAGCAGCCUCGCCAACUACUCCAACCUGACGCAAGGCAGUAAAGAGCAUGAGGAGGCAGAAAACAACGAGGAGGCGCGCAAGAAAACUGUGCAGGCUCCACGUAUGGGCACGAUAAUGGGCGUGUACCUGCCAUGUAUGCAGAACAUCCUGGGGGUGAUCCUUUUCCUCAGGAUGACCUGGCUGGUGGGCGUUGGAGGCGUCCUGGGAACCUUCGCCAUCGUAUUCAUGUGUUGCUCCACGACUAUGCUGACUGCCAUCUCAAUGAGUGCUAUUGCCACCAAUGGAGUUGUGCCAGCUGGAGGUUCAUACUACAUGAUUUCUCGUUCACUGGGGCCGGAGUUUGGCGGGGCCGUUGGUAUAUGUUUCUACCUGGGCACCACUUUCGCCGGGGCCAUGUACAUCCUGGGCUGCAUCGAAAUCCUGCUGAUCUACAUUGUUCCACCAGCUGCCAUAUUUAAGAUGGAGGGUCUGGAGGGAUCAGAGGCCGAGGCAGCGUUGUUGAAUAACAUGCGUGUGUACGGUACCAUCGUGCUCUCCUUGAUGUCUUUAGUUGUUUUUGUCGGUGUGAAGUACGUCAAUAAGUUGGCCCUUGUGUUCCUCGCCUGCGUCAUCCUCUCCAUUCUCGCCGUCUACGCUGGGGUCAUCAAGACAUCUUUUGAUCCACCUGAAUUUCCGGUGUGUGUGCUCGGGAACCGAACUCUUCUGUCAAAGGGGUUUGACAUUUGUGCCAAGACCAUAGAGCAGGGAAAUGUCACUGUCACCACCAGGCUCUGGAGAUCCUUCUGUGACUCUGAGUUCCUGAACGCUACCUGCGAUGAUUACUUCAACAACAACAAUGUUAGUCAGAUCCAGGGAAUCCCUGGAGUCACCAGUGGCAUCCUGGCAGAAAACCUUUUCAGCAUGUUUGCGGAGAAAAAUUCUUUCAUAGAGAAACGAGGUAUAUCGGCAGCACUCGACCCCGAGGCCCCACUAACCAACGCUAACCGAUAUGUCCUGGCUGACAUCACCAGCUUCUUCACCCUGCUGGUUGGGAUCUACUUCCCUUCUGUCACAGGUAUCAUGGCUGGUUCCAACCGCUCUGGUGACCUGCAGGAUGCUCAGAAGUCCAUCCCUAUUGGUACCAUCCUGGCCAUCACAACCACCUCCUUUAUCUACAUGUCCAGUGUGGUUCUGUUCGGAGCCUGUGUGGAUGGAGUCGUUUUGAGGGACAAAUUUGGAGAAGGCGUCAACGGUAACUUGGUUAUUGGCACCCUGGCAUGGCCCUCGCCCUGGGUCAUUGUGUUUGGCUCCUUCUUCUCCACCUGUGGGGCGGGGCUUCAGAGUUUGACAGGAGCGCCCCGCCUCCUUCAAGCUAUCUCCCGUGAUGGCAUCAUUCCCUUCCUCAGGGUGUUUGGUCAUGGCAAAGCUAACGGUGAACCUACAUGGGCUCUCCUCCUGACGGCCUGCAUCUGUGAGAUUGGCAUCCUCAUCGCCUCCCUGGAUGCAGUCGCACCCAUUCUGUCUAUGUUCUUUCUCAUGUGCUACAUGUUUGUAAACCUGGCCUGUGCACUGCAGACUCUCCUCAGGACCCCGAACUGGAGGCCACGCUUUAAGUUCUACCACUGGGCUUUGUCACUCUUGGGCAUGAGCUUGUGUCUCACCCUGAUGUUCCUGUGCUCCUGGUACUACGCCAUUGUUGCCAUGGGGAUCGCCGGCUGCAUCUACAAGUACAUCGAAUUCUGCGGGGCAGAGAAAGAGUGGGGCGAUGGGAUACGUGGCAUCUCUCUGAGUGCCGCCCGCUAUGCUCUGAUGAGGCUGGAGGAAGGUCCUCCUCACACUAAAAACUGGAGGCCCCAGAUUCUGGUUCUUAUGGGCUUGGAUGGAGAGCAGAAUGUAGAGCAACCUCGACUGCUGUCGCUGACCAAUCAGCUGAAAGCAGGCAAAGGCCUUACCAUCGUGGGAGCGUGUGUGGAGGGCACCUACUUAAACAACCAACCACAGGCACAGAAAGCAGACCAAUCCCUAAGGAAGCUGAUGGAGAUUGAGAAGGUGAAGGGAUUCAGUCAGGUAGUGAUCUCUUCUAACCUGCGGGACGCCACCUCACAUCUGAUACAAGCUGGAGGUUUAGGUGGCCUCCGCCACAAUGCGGUUCUGGUCAGCUUCCCCAAGAACUGGAAACAAGCUGAGGAGCACCACCGUUGCAGAAACUUCAUUGAGAUUGUUAGGGAGACCACCGCAGCUCAGUUGGCUUUGAUGGUGCCGAAGAACAUCUCUGCAUAUCCGUCAAAUGGAGAGCGUUUCACUGAAGGCUACAUUGACGUGUGGUGGAUUGUCCAUGAUGGAGGCAUGCUCAUGCUCCUUCCCUUUCUUCUGCGCCAGCACAAGGUGUGGAGGAAGUGCAAGAUGCGUAUCUUCACUGUGGCUCAGAUGGACGACAACAGCAUUCAGAUGAAGAAAGACCUGAUGACGUUCCUCUAUCACCUGCGCUUCGAUGCUGAGGUUGAGGUGGUUGAAAUGCAUGACAGCGACAUCUCGGCCUACACUUACGAAAAGACCCUGGUGAUGGAGCAGCGAUCGAAAAUCCUCAAGGAGAUGCACCUUACCAAGAAUGAGCGUGAGAGAGAGAUUCAGAGCAUCACAGAUGUGUCCCGUGGCUCUAUUCGGCGAAAGAACCCUUCAAACCUGCACCCCCAGAGGAGUAUCGCUGAAGAGUCCGUGACGGGAAGUGGCGAAGAGAAACCCGAAGAGGAGUCUGUCCGUCUCUCCCGUCCUCGACAGGUUCAACUCAUUCAGGGAAAAAAUGCCACCCCCACCCCCACUAGCCCCACCUCCCCUACUGCUCCCACACCAGCGGCCAUGAGCCCCGGAGAGGAGGUGCAGAUGACCUGGACAGACGAAACAGAGAAGACCAAUAACCCAGCUGUGGCCAACCCUGAAAACAUAAAGGAUAUGUUCAACAUGAAACCGGAAUGGGAGAACCUGAAUCAGUCGAAUGUCAGGCGCAUGCACCAUGCGCAGAAGCUCAACGAGGUCAUCGUGAAGAAGUCACAAGAAGCGAAACUAGUCCUGCUAAACAUGCCUGGACCUCCUAGGAACCGCACCAACAAGACACGGCCCAUGGAGAAUUCAUUGUAUCAGAACUAUCCAUUUUUUGCUGACAUUCAGGUGAUGAUAUUUCUUGGAUUCGGCUGCCUUCUGGCCUUUUUCCGCCGCUAUGGUUUUGGUGGAAUGGUGUUUAACUUCCUAGUUGCCACAUUUACCAUUCAGUGGGCCAUUCUGGUCCAGGGCUUCUUUCAGUUUUACUAUGAUGGAAAGAUUCAUCUUGGUGUGCUGAAUCUGAUCAAUGCAGAGUUUGCCUGUGCCGUUGUGCUGAUCUCUUUUGGAGCAGUGCUGGGAAAGACGAGCCCUGUGCAACUCCUGGUGAUGGCCUUGCUCGAGAUUCCUAUGUUUGGCGUCACAGAAUGGGCCGUCCUGAAAUACCUGAAGAUCAACGAUGCUGGUGGCUCGAUCCUCAUCCACAUUUUUGCCUGCUACUUUGGACUGGGUGUCACCUUUGUCCUCUACAGACCCAGCCUAAACGAAGGACACCCAAAAGAGACAACAAGUUACCAGUCGGAUCUGCUAUCCGUGAUGGGAACACUGUUCCUCUGGGUGUUUUGGCCAUCUUUCAACUCAGCUCUGACCUUCAAGGGUGACGACCAACACCGAGCCAUCCUUCACACAUUCAUAGGUCUCAGUGCCUCUACGAUCACUGCCUUUGCCCUGUCCAGCAUGCUCAGCAAGAAUGGCAAGAUCAGCAUGGCCGAUGUGCAGAACGUAACAUUGGCCGGUGGUGUAACUGUUGGGGCCUCAGUGGACAUGAUGAUUUCACCAGCCGUUGCUUUUAUACUAGGGAUCCUGGGAUGCAUUGCGUGCAUGCUGGGGUACAAAUACCUAAGCCCGUUCCUGGCGCGUCGGCUGCGAUUGCAGGAUCAGUGUGGCAUACACAACCUGCAUGGCCUAACGGGACUCAUUUCCAGCCUAGCAGGAAUCUGCGCCAUCCUGUUGGCGACUGAGGAAACGUAUGGCCCCAGUCUCUACCAGACCUUCUCUCAUCGAGCACCUCCAGAAGGAGACCCUCUGCUAGCAAAGUUGCAGGUAUUAAUCCCAGACCUGGAAGCGGGCUUGGGUCGGAGCGCACGGGAACAGGCGCUCUUUCAGGUGGCAGCCGUGUUCGGGACCAUUGCUGUGGCGGGAGUGGGCGGUUUGCUGACUGGAGUAGUUCUCAAGCUACCGUAUCUGGCUUCCCCCAGUGAUGAGAAAUGCUUUGAUGAUGAGCUUUUCUUUGACGUUCCUCCAGAUUACAACUGCGUCAACGGGCCACAGGAUGUAUGGUCUUACGUUCUCAGAGACACAAACAAAACUGAUGCUGACUGAAAAAAAGCUGCACUUGAAAAAGACUGAUGUUUGACAAGAGCAUUAAAUAGGAGGGAGGAAUAAAUCUCAAUGUUGGACUAGACCAUAAAAUAUUAUGGACUUUAGAAUUGAGUACUGUGUAACUUGCUAAAUGGUGAUUAUAUUUACCCAAAAAUGGUUUAUUUUAAUAUUUGAUGCAUGGGAUAAGAUUCAUAUACUGGUUUUUGUAUUGAAAUAUAUAAAGUGUAUGCUUGAUUUUGAUAAAAUUAUGUAUUUGUAAGAUUUUUUUUUUUUUAUGAAUCAAAUAUUUCUAUAUACAACAGUUAAUUUUCCAUUUAUAAAUUUUAUUUUAGAUUACCCUUAUGAAAAUAAUAUACUUUAAAAGAAAAUACUGCAAACUAAAUGUAAUGUUUUUGGAAAAUGAAUUGCAUGUUAUAUGCAAUUAAAUGAAAAUGUAUUAUAGUUUAAAUAUUAAAUGAAGUUAGCUGAACUUUAGAGUGCUUUUUGACCCACACCUUUGUGUAAUUAUAUAAUUACUUCUACUACACUAAAAGUGUACUUUAAUGUAAUUUCCAUUGAAAAUUGUAUGUCAUGUAUUUAGACAUUUGUAAUUUGCAAAUUGCAAGAUGGUACAUGUAAAAAUAUUUCCUUUACAUGUGCUUUGUAUGUUAGUCAGAAUAAGUGUACUUUAAAGCAUGACAAAACAUUAUUAAAACAAUGAUUUAAAAUGUAUUAUAAUGUAAAACAUUUAAUUUGACAUUUUUAUUACAAGUUUUGUACUUAAGGGUCUUGUCAUGAAAGUAUACUCUAAGUUCAUUAAAAUGGCCUUUUAUUUUAUUAAUAUUAUAUUAUCUGCAAGCAAUUUUUUUGUAUUUUGAGCACAACUAUCUGUAUUUCUCAUUGAGUAACGGCAGCAACACCUCCCUCAUUGAACAAAAGAUAAAGCAAUAUUAAAGUUAAACAGUUAACAGUUCAAAAUCUAAACUAUGAUGUACAUUA